This is a messenger RNA of Anguilla anguilla (European eel), 2692 nucleotides long. RefSeq lists its product as uncharacterized. The coding region runs from base 78 to 1520 and encodes 480 amino acids. The transcript has 14 exons. Lineage: Eukaryota; Metazoa; Chordata; Actinopteri; Anguilliformes; Anguillidae. The record is from RefSeq and is a predicted model, not a curated record.
UGGACAGACUGCAGCAGGAGCGGGACAGAUGGACGGCGUGGGGGAAGGAGGGGGUCGGCGUGGGAGCCUGUGCGGCCAUGACGGACAGACUCACAGAGCUCUGGGACGAGCUGAACUCCCGCCAGGCGGAGCUGGAAGCAGCUUUCACUGCCCAACUGUGCCUCCGUGAGCACUGCCAGCUCCGUGCAGACACAGCACAGGCGGUUCUUUUAGGGUCCUUCUGGUAUAAAGACUUUGGGCUGCCAGGAAUCUGGGGCUGCAGAAACCCUGAAAAAUCCCUGGGUGUGACCCAGCACAGAGUCCUGCCCGUGCUAAAGAGACUCAUCCAACUACUGGAGGAGAACAAACAAACAGGCAUAUCCUCGAGCAUCCACUGCUGGCCCAGUUCAGGCACAUCGGCGAAACCGCCAUUCGGUCCAGAGGCGGACUCCCAAGCGUGGACCACAUCCGUACCGGCAGUCAAAGGAACCUCAGCCCAGUCCGUGAAGGACCCAGCGGGCGGGGUCCAGCCUCGGGACCCGGGGGGGUCCAGAAGGCCCUCGGCCCCCCAGGCCAGCCCACCGCGCACCCAGAGAGCCGCCGCCGCCGCUCCCCCCCACGUCCACGCGAAAGACGCCCAGCUGCGGAGGGAUCUGACCGAAUACGUCUGCGUGCCGAUUCUGACAGAGGAGGAGUGGGACAGGCUGCUCGAGCUCUCGCCGCUCUUCCAGCUCCUCAGACGGGUGGAGCAGCAGCUGAGGGGCGGAGCCAAAGAAGCAGGGCUACUCAGGGGAGGGGCCCAUGGCAGGGGGCAACCUUUCCUGGACCUGCUGGACGCGCAGCUGGAGUGUGAGGGGGAGCUCAUUCCUCUUGACUUGAGAACAUUGAGUCCUAGGGAGUUUUUGGUGUAUCAGCACGGGCUGUUCCUCCUCCAGGCACUCCACACCCAUUCUCAGAUGCCCAAUGUUACCCUCCGAGUUGCCACCAGCCUUCCCACAAAUAACUACCACCACAAUGCCUUCCGAAACUCCUUCCUUUACCAGGAGGCAGAACAGACGUUGUUUGUGAGACGGCAGCGGCUGCGGUCUGCGGGGGGGUUCUCCCUGCUGCUGCUGCACUGCAUGUCUCAUAUUGCAUCUGGAGACAUGAGCCUCGACGCUAGCCCCGCCUUCCAGAGGACGUUCCAUACGGUACUGGAAGUGUGCCUCAGUGAGCUGUUCCUGACCAGACUGGGCACUCCGCCAACUGUGAGGGAGAAGCCCGCAGAGGAGGAUGUGGGUGGGGGCGUUUUCAGCGACCUGCAUUCCCAGCCAGCCAUCGACCUUUUGAUAAAGCGGAUGCAGAGACCAGCCAGCAUGCUUCUUUCUGAAGAUCUGCUGCAGGAGCAUCUGGCUAAGUGGAGGGAGGAGUCUGCCUUCCGGCGGGUGGAGAGCCUGAUACGGCAACAGAGCUUGGAGGAGAAAGACAGAGGAGGGGGCUGCAGCCCUGCCCAGCCCCAGUGCUCGAGGAAGGAGGAGGAUGCCAAAAUGGAACAACACUGAGACGCUGGCAUGAUUGAUGGCGGUGUUCGGAAGAGGCCGGAAAUAUUCAGGCUACUGCUUUUCUUGAAAUUUUGCAACCACUGAAAAUCGAUAUCAUACCUACCAUAAAAUAUGAUGGUGGAUGCCUACUUCAAUCAAGAAAUGGUUGACUGACUACAAAAUUGCUGUUUGAUAAUGACCAUAUCAGACCUGAACCCAACUGAAAAUUUGUGUUUUGAAUGGAAGAAAAGAAAAAAGAGGAAAUGUCUCACUGCAACGCUGUCUUUUUUAUACUGAUUACCCGUCUUAAAAUGCAUAUAUUAAAGAUAGAACCCCAGGGAACUGCGCACAUUCCUAAACCCAUAGGUUUCUUUCACAAGCACUUCUGUGUGUGCCCAAAUCACACAAAGACUGAGGGGGGAAUCCACAAAAGGACUGUAAUGUUUUUGUGCCCUUUAAAUUUUCACAAGUUCCAGAAAAAAAGAAUACACGGCGACUGCGCUACCAGGGAAACUGUGGCACGGUGUGCUGACAGGGUCGCACAAACUGAAAGUGUGUUGCCCUGGUUCUUACUCACAGCCAGAGGGCAGCAUAAGACUGACUUUGCGUUUUACUUUGCACUUAUUACCUGAAUCGUUGUUUCCACCUGUGUCUUUUAGCCUGAGUAUUUACUUGCCCCACAUCCCUUGUUUGUCGCUCAAUCUUGGAGUUUACUUCCUCGUGUUUGCCUGCUGCCUUGUUUCCUUGUGCUAGCUGAUUCAUGAGUAAUUUUUGCUAAACAUUAGUAUCUCAUUUGUUGUGAUGUGCAGGCACCACUUUUUAUCUUUCAUUGCCAAUUACCUGACUCUGUGCUUCAGCAAUAACAACUUUAUAAUGUCUAUUGAUUGAACGCAACACCUUUUCCUUGCAAUUUUGACAACAAAGAUGACAAUGAACCAGCCCCCUGUAAUUCAUUGUCUUCUUCAUUUUCAGUAGGCUAUUUUAUUGUACUCGGACAACUAUUUUGACAACUCCAAUAACCAUGUUACUUUAGAAAAUAAUCAUUCAAAAUGAUCCAAUUUUGUGAAUUGAGAUAGUAAGCUGUUCCAAGAAACCUUGAAGAGAUCUAUUUGCUGCUCAUUCAAACGAUCUUGUCUGUGGCCCUAUAGUUCCUUUUUUUGUCGUUAUUAAUUCCUGUACUAUUAUCUGUGCAA